Messenger RNA from Cajanus cajan (pigeon pea), 567 nucleotides. The record is from RefSeq and is a predicted model, not a curated record. Lineage: Eukaryota; Viridiplantae; Streptophyta; Magnoliopsida; Fabales; Fabaceae.
AUGUGGGAUGUUGUAGAACAAGGAAACUGCAUUCCACUUGAUGAGGCUAGCAAAGAAAUACCUAAAGCACGGUGGAAUGAAGAACAAAAACAAAGAUUCAUGUUGAACUCCAAAGCCCGAAAUGCACUCAUGUGUGCUUUAUCUGAGGAAGAGUACACCAAAGUACACAGCUUCAAGAGUGUCAAGAAAAUGUGGAAUACCCUAGCUCUGACCUACGAGGGAUCCAUGAAGGUAAAACGCAACAAGUUAAGCUUGUUGGCUCAUGAGUAUGAACUCUUAGAAAUGGAAGAGAAUGAGUCUAUCCAAAAUAUGUUUGGAAGAUUCCAAACUAUUGUAAAUGAAUUCUCUUUUCUAGGUAGAACUUAUGAUAAUUUUGAUCACAUUGACAAGCUGCUUCGUAGUUUACCCAGGAAGUGGAGAUCACAGGAUAUAGCUUUAAGAGUGUCCAAAAACCUCAAAAAACUCUUGCUAGAAGAACUCAUAGGGCAACUCAAAGUUAAAGUUAGCGGAAAUACACAUAGAAGGAGGGUUAAAUAUGUGUAUUUGUGUGUGAACAAGGAAUUUUAA